Molecule: messenger RNA, 2719 nt
Organism: Triplophysa dalaica
Lineage: Eukaryota; Metazoa; Chordata; Actinopteri; Cypriniformes; Nemacheilidae
Gene: clasrp
Product: CLK4-associating serine/arginine rich protein
Exons: 21
Coding region: 242-2245 (667 amino acids)
Source: RefSeq, a predicted model, not a curated record
UUGCUGUGGAUUGGUUGAAAUCAUCCAAUGCGUGUGAGCGCCCCCUGGUGUUGCUGUUAUCAGCUCUGUGACUUAGGUAGCGUGUGCGCUGGGAGGCGUGUGCGUUUGUAUGUAUACGCGGCCUUUUCCACGCAAGGACGGACGUGUGUCUUUUUCUAGCGAGAAAACUCAAUCAUUAUAGUUGUUGUAUACCUAAACAGCAGCCCUGCCCCGACGCGGCCCAACCCCAAGCGGAGCUGUCAUGUGGCAGGAGGCCCGCAAACAUGAGCGAAAGCUGCGUGGGAUGAUGGUGGACUACAAGCGUCGUGGGGAGCGACGCAGAGAGUACUAUGAGAAAAUUAAAAAAGAUCCGGCCCAGUUCCUGCAGGUUCAUGGUCGGGCGUACAAAAUCCACCUAGACUCAGCUGUAGCCCUGGCAGCUGAGAGUCCCAUAAACAUGAUGCCUUGGCAAGGAGAUACCAACAACAUGAUUGAUAGGUUUGAUGUCAGGGCACACCUGGACUACAUACCGACUUAUACACCGCCUCUCCUGAACACAACCACCCCAGAGCAGGAAUCUGAAGAGAGGAAGUGCAAUUAUGAGCGCUAUAGAGGUCUGGUGCAGAAUGACUUUGCAAGCAUCUCCGAGGAGCAGUGUUUGUACCAGAUAUAUGUGGAUGAGCUCUAUGGUGGCCUGUCGAAACCGAAUGAGGAUGAAAAGAAAAAACUUGCUGAGAAGAAAGCCCAGAUCGGGUAUACAUAUGAGGACAGCACAGUGACAGAACCAGAUGCGAACGCAGAGAAGGAAGACGAGGAUGAUUCUGAAAACAGCGAGUCUGAGGAAGAUGAGGUCAUCCCUGACAUCGAUGUUGAGGUGGAUGUAGAUGAACUGAACCCAGAACAGGUCACGGAUAUUAACAAGAUGGCCACUACUUAUGGCAUGGCAGAGGGGGAUUUUGUUGGGAUGUUGCGGAAGGACAAGGAGGAAGUGGAGGCCAUUAAACAUGCUAAAGCUCUAGAGGCAGAGAAGGCCAUGUACUCUGGCCGGCGUUCUCGGAGACAGCGGCGAGAGUUUAGAGAGAAGUAUAUGAAAGGCAGACAGAUCAGCCCACCCAGCUAUGCUCGAAGAGACAGUCCCACAUACGACCCUUACAAGAGGCCACAGUCAGACUCAAGUUCAGAGUCCCACUCUCGAUCCCGAUCCCCAGGCAAUGAUAAAAUCACCUUUAUCACUAGCUUUGGUGGCAGUGAUGAGGAGGGAGCUGCACCCACACAAGCCGUGCCUGCAGCGGCAUCAAGCAACACCUCCUCCAACACCGCAGGUCAUAGCAGGGGCUCCCGCCGAAGACGCUCAUCCUCCAGUCACUCCUCCUAUUCAUCCCGCUCCUCAUCACGCCGUUCCUCUCGCUCCUCUUCACGUUCUCGAAGAAGUCGGCGUUCUCGUGGGGGCAGGGACCGGGACAGCCGUUAUUCACGGUCUCGGUCACGCUCCCGUCGGCGGUCUGAAUCACGUUCACGUCAUCGCAGUGGAGGAGGAAGCUCGAGGAGACGUUAUGACAGGACGCGGUCUCGUUCCACAGAUCGGGACAAGGGUAAAGAUAGAAACCGGGAAAGAGAUAGAGAUCGGGAUAGAGGGAGGCGCUACACAGCCCGCAGACGGACAAGAUCUCGCUCACGAUCGCAGUCAGGUGAUCGUUACCAGCGAAGGAGUCGCAGCACUGCAUACAGGAGGGGCGGCAGUGUUAGUCAAAGCCCCUCCCGCUCACCUGCUGCAAGCCGUAGCUCCUCCCCUUCCUCCCGUUGUGCUCUGCCUACCUCUGCUCCCGCUGACAAGCUGAAAAAAUCUGAACCUCCGGGUGGUAAAGAGACUGGAGCUGCCAAAUCAGCGUGUCCGUUGCAGCCCAAGAUGACUCCGCAGGAAAAGCUCAAGAUUCGAAUGCAAAAGGCCCUAAACAAGCAAUCCCUUUUCCCUGCCUCACCUUUAUGGUUUCACCCUUCCUCAGCCAAGGCGGAUAAAAGAGCAGCGCAGGCCAAGAUCCAGCAACAGGAGAACAAGCGACAGGAACGAGAAGGAGUUUUACGAGCAAUGGCACGGAAAAUUCGCAUAAAGGAGAGGGAACGCCGGGAGAAAGAGCGUGAUGAAUGGGAGAAGCAGUAUGGACGUCAGAGUCACUCGCCCUCACCCAACACCAAACACAGUCGGGACCACAGCUCAUCCAAAAGGAGAUCCCGUUCAAGAUCAAGAAGCCCUCAUCACCGGUACUAAAGAAAUGAUCAGUCAGCACAAGAGGGAGAAAUGUCAAACAAAUGGUUUAGGAGUGAAGGCUAAUCAGGAUGGCUAUAUUAAGUUUGGGGAACUUGACAGUAAUUCAAAUAAUUUCACUAAUGUCAGCUUUCCUUUCGUCUGAGGAGCACACUGUAAACAAUGAAACUAACAAAUAAUCUAUUGCUAAAAUCUGUAAAUUAGCAUUAUCACGCUCGGACACACUUUUAUUCCUCAUACGGUCACAACAACAUAACCGGAUUGCCAUGAAAAGGAAUGCUUCGAUAACAUGUAUUUGAAGAGAUCUCUCUAGAAACUGCCCCGUAUGGACAUUUUUGACAUGAAAUUUGUGUCCUAUUCAAAAUGCUCAUCCCAUCAUUGUACAUAAUCCCUUCAGUUAAGAUUGUGAUAACACUUGACAAAACAUGCUGAUGUUAAAUCCUCAUCUUUUCCAAUUAUUAAAAGAUGUUAAUGUCA